Messenger RNA from Schistosoma haematobium, 6277 nucleotides. Its product is annotated as Syntaxin-binding protein 3, variant 2. Gene Ontology annotation, molecular function: syntaxin binding. The record is from RefSeq and is a predicted model, not a curated record. The transcript has 4 exons. Gene Ontology annotation, biological process: intracellular protein transport; vesicle-mediated transport; neurotransmitter secretion. Lineage: Eukaryota; Metazoa; Platyhelminthes; Trematoda; Strigeidida; Schistosomatidae. Bases 3469 to 3873 code for a protein of 134 amino acids. Gene Ontology annotation, cellular component: secretory granule; plasma membrane.
GAUACUGCCCGGGUGCCCAGACCGAAGCAGGUGAUUUUCUUAAGGGGCCACACCCUGAGCCCUUGACCUAAAGGUCUAACCCACAAGGCAGUAGAGCAUCGUGAGGAGAUGCAGUCCCAUGAAAGCCGGUGACCAACGAUUGGCUCAUACGCCACUUGUUCCCUCAGGAUACUGGAGCCCAUGUGCACCAUCGAUUUGGUUUGGAAUCCGGUUAAAGCGCCGGACAUUCGCUUUUCGUCCUCUCAUUUUCGUAAACAACACCCCGCCACGAGAAGGCAGUGAUUAGGACUUCCCUGACAGAGGUUGUAUACGCGUGGUCGUGUGAGAGCAUUUCGAGAGGGAGGGCGGGCCCACCCCUUUCUCGGUCAUACCAGGGCAUUUGGGGGCUAAUGCAUAUCUUCUGCUUCGAAUGGGCAUGUUUCAUGGUCAUAAAGUAAUGCGAAAUGGACUGCUGCACAAUACGCUCGCCCUUUUGUUGGUAGUCGGACAUAUAUUUUAAUCCGCAGAUGAUGCAAUUUGGCAAAGUUUAACGGAGCUUCGUGAACCCGUGCUGAGAUUCCAACAGACAUCAACCCUUAAACUGUGAUAAGACUUCUAAAAAGUGUUCGAUGCACUUAGCUACUUCGCUCUUUAUGGUCCAUGUAGCAACAAUUUGGAUUUAAGGAGAGUGAAACGCACCCCAAACGUGCUUGGAUUGUUACUUAAGAUUAUCAUAAGAUCCUGCAUUAUGUCAAUGUCCUCACUUCAUCUGCAUAUUGUAGGUCAAUAAGUGGGCCACAAUAUAGGGGCGGAAUCCAUGAACAGUUAAAUAAAGUAAGUGUGAUUUCCAGGAUAUUCAGAGCUGAAUUAAGUGAGGAGAGAAAUUGUAAACAAUCACGACAAGCAUCACUUAGAGUUGACGAUUGAAAUGGCAAUUUUCCAUAAGCUCUGAGUAGACCAAUACUGUUCGUGUAGAAAUGGUUCACAAGAUGUAUGUACUUCUUUGGAACAACUUUCAAGACAGAUAUUGCAGUCAAAUGCUGUCUUAAAGUCAAGAAAUCCGACCAUAGUAUGACGUCUUUGGGUUUACCUUUCCUAAAAUCUGUGUAGUGAGUAUAUAGUUGAUACAUCUACGUUUAGGUCUGAAACUAGCCUAGUUUUGCCGUGUUUAGUCCUCAUGAAUCCCUCAAUAGUCAGACGAUUAUAGAGGUCAUUAUUUUAGAUAAUAUUUUAGUCGAAUCGAUUCCUCUGUGGUUAUCGCAGAAGGAUUUCUGCUCUUAAAAACUGAUCAAGUAAGCUAUCGAAGCCAGUAAGAUUUAUUUGCAUCUACCUUUUAAACUGUAGCUGGUAUUGCAGUAAUUUUAGCAGCUAAAACUUGACCACACUCUUAAAGAUCUCUGGGGUUAAUCCAUCAGGCCUCCAUCGCUUUUGAUUAUCCAUAGUUUUUUCAACCCUGUUCCCAUCCACCCUCAGUUUGAUGUUGUCCUAAUUCCCUUACCUAGAUUACAUUUUUCAGUUCAGUGUUUGGGUUUAUUUCUUUUUUUCCAAUGAAAUAAAAAACGACCCCAUAUACUUUUUAUGUUGCUUGUGAAUCGAUGGUCACCUUUGUUUAAUAAAAAGAACUCUCCAGAGCAUGUGAGUUGUGUUAUGACAUCAGCGGUCUCAUUUUAUGCUUCUGGCAACAUAGUACCCUGAAUGUAUUAGUUAAGAAUUUAUCAAGUAGUUGUCUUCAGGUCGAAACGAUUUUCCUUCACCUGUAAAGCGGGCGCUUGUAAACUUGGUGGAUAAUAACAUGUACCAUUCAGUAUUUAACUUAAUAUAUCAAACAUCUUUUCUUGUUCUGUUACUUCUAUUGCUUUGUAAACUGCAAACUGGUAUGACUUCAUCUCAAAUUUCUUGUCAUCAGGUCAUAUUUAAUGUAGUCUAGUCAUCUUUACUUCGCUACAAGUAUUUUUAUGCUUUGGGUGUAUUCUUAUCGAAGAUAUAUGACAUGAAUGCCUCAGUCUAUAUACACCUAUGAUAUUUCAGUUCUUAUCGUAAACUUCAUUGCUUCUAGCUUGCCCAGAUGAGCUGUUCAACCGGCUUUGCCAGUCGAAUUCCGCCAUAUUUUUAAAAACGCUUAAAGAAAUCAACAUAGCUUUUCUACCGGUUGAAUCUCGAGUCUUUUCGUUGGAUUCACCCAUGAGCUUUCAAUAUUACUUCAAUCCAGUAGCCAGACAACAGGGUUCGGGACAACAACUUGAGCGAAUCGCUGAACAGAUUGCGACGUUGUGUGCCACAUUAGGUGAAUAUCCCGUUAUUCGUUACCGCACGUAAGUUAUUUUAAGAAAUUCAUCUUUCUAACCUCGGUAUUGAUUUUACCUGCAUGACAUCCAGAAGUUUAUUAAAUUUUCAUUAACAUUGGCUAAGUUAUUGGUCUAUGCAGCAUUGGGACAUUUUAAAAAUUACUUACUUUAAUGUAGCUGUUUUUGUGUAAUUGGUAUUCGAAAAAUGAUGCUUUUUGCUUUCAUGGAAAUUAUUAAUCUACAUCGUAUUCUGGUAAAAACACUAACACUCUGAAUUUAAGUAAUCUAUAGAAUAGAGGCUUCCAUCAUCUUAUUCUUUCAAGCUGUAUUGUUACCUAUAGCACCACGAAUUUUUCGUUUGUAGUUCUGGGACUGUGUUACUCCAUUUCUCUGAUCAACCUUCCUUUGAUAACACGUGAUUCUGAUUUAAACUUUUGUAAAUCCCACUGAUAUUUUAGUUGAGGUUAGGGAAUGUAGCUUUUUAAAUGAUCAUUGAAUUAUGAUAGUUCCCGGCUAAUAUGAUAUUUUAUUACGAUGUAAUUUUCCCAUUUUAACAUUCAUAUAGUGUGUCUAUAUAAAUAUAUUCCAUUCACUAAUAGUAGGAUGUAUGAACUUUUAUAAAUUGAUUCAAAUAAACAAUUUUGAAAUUAAGAUAUUAUUAUUCACUGAAGCAUUGAUCGCCUUUUGUGAGUUCACCGAAUAUAUUUGAUUCGUACAUAAAUGUAUGUAUUAUGAAUAAGAAUUUCUAGAGCUUAUAGACGUUUGAUGCACGAUUCACAUAAUUUCCAGUAAAUUCAGAUUUAGUCAUCCAGUAUUCAACGAAAAAAACAGUUGUUUUAACAGUUUCAAUCUUUUUUGGACCAUUUUAGUCAGUUUGAAAGGAACGCCGAGUUCGCACAGUUAGUUCAACAAAAAUUGGAUGCAUACAAAGCGGACGAUCCUCAAAUGGGCGAGGUUAGUCAAAUGAAACUUCAGUACUCAAAGUAAAAUAUCGUAAAUCUAUUUAAAUAUAUACUCUAUCAAGUUUUUAGUAUUCUAAAUAGUUUUUACGAAGUUAGUUCAAUCCAUCGAUAAUGUGAUUUUUUUAUUAUCAAAAACAUGUUUUUUGUUCCAGGGUCCACAAAAAGAAAGAAGUCAAUUGAUUUUACUUGACCGGGGAUUCGAUCCUAUCUCACCUAUUUUACAUGAACUCACUUUCCAAGCCAUGGCUUACGACUUACUGGCAAUUGAAAAUGAUGUUUACCGUUACAUCAACACAUCAGGUCCUGAGGAACGUGUCAAAGAAAUUAUCUUGGAUGAAACUGAUGAGCUUUGGUGUGAACUUCGUCAUCAACACAUAGCAGUCGUUUCACAACAGGUUACUAGCAAAUUGAAAAAGUUCGCUGAAGAUAAACGUAUGGUUAACGCAGGCGAUAAAACUACAAUGCGUGAUUUAAGUCAAAUGUUAAAAAAAAUGCCUCAAUAUCAAAAAGAGUUAUCCAUGUAUUCAACACAUUUUCAUUUAGCUGAGGAUUGUAUGCAAACUUAUCAAAAUCAUGCUAAUAAACUAUGUAAAGUCGAACAAGUGCAAAUAGCAAGUGGAAUAAACUUUUCACAAUUCAAUCUUUAGUUUUGAAGUUGUCAUAACGUUGUUCAACUUUUAAAGUAGUACGUCCGAAUAAUGAGCUAUAUCGGUCAUUAAUGGUUAAUUUGAGUCGUUGGUGUUUGUUUGUUUAUUUACUCAUCCUUUUUGCUCAUCUUCAUCUUAAACAGUGUCAUCAUGUAAUUUUAUUUUCUGUCUUCUUCCCCUCACGUUGUUGAUAGGAAAUGUAACGCUUUGAGCUAUUAUACAUUUUUCAGUCUGUCUACUUUUAGAUAAUAUGGCGAUUUAAAUUUUCGAGUAUUACUUUUAAAAGGAAUAAUUCAACCGGAAUCAUAAUCAUUUUAAACUACUUUUCAGGAUUUAGCCAUGGGUACUGAUGCAGAAGGUGAACGAGUCAAAGAUCAUAUGCGUACAAUGGUUCCUAUUUUAAUUGAUCAGUCAGUUUCAGCAUAUGAUAAACUUCGUGUGAUUCUUUUGUAUGUUAUACAACGGGGCGGUAUAAAUGAAGAAAAUUUAGCUAAAUUAGUUCAACAUGCUCAAAUCCCCUCAUCACAGGCGUGUAUUGUGCGUAAUUUGAUGCAUUUAGGAGUUCCUGCUAUCCAGGAUGCUUCAGGAGCUGUAAGCAGUUUUUUCUCUAAAAAUAAAGCCUCUACUAAACUUCCGAAUUACUACUUAUAAAUAGUGUAUUAACAUUUUUGUUUAUGCACUUUUUUAAUUACUUGUUUAAGAGAUAGAUUGAUUUAGAUUUUCAACUUGAUAGAUUGGGUAAUGUAGAAAUGUUUAGUAAACUUUGUUCGAAACCAGGAAAUGGAUGUCAGCUGCGAAGACUUAUAAUCUCUCGGAAUAAUCACUUCUACCCAGUUUAUAUUUCAGUCGGUUCUGCACACUGGAGCACAUGAAAUUAAUUACUUUCCAUGCUGUGAGUGCUCACCGUAUUAUGUACAGUAUCAUACAUAUUUUUAGGUGUUUAGUAUAACCUGUCUGCCGGAUUGAUAAUAAACUAUCAUAAAACAACCUUGGUUAUAGUGUUAGUGUAGGCUUUGGUAUGUUUGGUGCUGCAAAUAUUAUGAGGAUAGGUAGCAACCAGAAAAUUCACAUUCUCGUCAUAUUAUUUAUAUGGUGUAUUUAUCAGUGGUCUAUUUUUUAUGCUAAAAAUAGUGUAAAAAGUUACCAUUCUUUUUAAACCGCACUUAUACUGUCUCCAGCUCUUAUUAUUUAUCUAGAUAGUUAACCUCUCUUUACUUUCACAUGAAAUGCCGUGAUAAAAAAAUAUGUAGUUAGAUUGUCCGAAAUGUAUCGCGCGAUUAAACCAUAUUUUUGGAUCAACUUGACCUUUUCAUCACAUCGUGCGAGUUUAUUUAAAAGAGGACUGACUAAUAUCAAAUUCCCCUAAAUAAACGACUAUCAUUGUUAAACUUUAAAUAUAAGUGACACGAAAACAGUUUUUUUCGAAGCUUGAUAACUGAAUUAUUCAUUUGUAAAAGUAAAUCUUUUUCAAAAGAAUAUCAUAUAUAUCUCCUUGUUUUUGGGGUAAACUUUUCAGGUCGCUUAUGUCAAGGUAAGGUUGCAUACCGUCUCUUAAAGCUGAUUUAAACACAAAUGACUAAACCUACUUGAAAUCCUCUGAAAUUAUGUAACAUUCUAACGGUCUAAUCCCUGCGUUUCUCAUUACGUUUACAUUAGAAACCAAUCAUUUAUUCAAUAUUAUGUCUUUACGAAGGAAAAACUGUUAUGUGUGCAAACGAAAUAUGGUGAAAUAUGAAUGUCGGGGCGAUAGUAACCAUACUUUUUCAAUGUUAAAUAAAAGUGCAAUAUCCAGCGUUUUCGAGCAUAACAGAUGAAUGCUGUAACUAAGAACAUAAUUUUCACUGAGGAUCUCAUUCCAAGCUCUAACUCACGAUUUUUGCCUUUUUUUCAUCCAACAAUUCAGGACACUACAGCAGAUAUAUUUUGAUGGUUUUGGAUGACUAAAUUGAAGUCAUCAGUGAAAAUUACACUCAUAUUUUCAGCACUGACAUACUGAAUAAACUAAAAAACGCAAAAUUUAUUGAACAUCGAAAAAGCAUGAUUAUCUUCGCCCAAAUGACGUAGCUGAAUAACCUUAUUUUACAAUCGUUCAGUCUUUUUUUUAACCCGUUAACAGUAUAUUCAAGUUAUUUGACGAAAUUUAUUUGUUAUUUUUAAACAGUUAUUGUAAGUUCACAAUAAACUUUGAAAAGGUUUAGCCCAACAUUAAUUCACGUUAUAUCAUAUUCCAAUUUACUGGGUAUAUAUAUUUGCCCCCAAAUGCACUGGUAUGACCGAGAGUGGGGAGUUCGCUCUCCCUCUCGAAAUGCUCUCACAUGGCCACGCGUAUACAACCUCUGUCAGGGAAGUCCUAAUCACUGCCUUCUCGUGGCGGGGUGUUGUUUACGAAAAUGAGAGGACGAAA